Messenger RNA from Synchiropus splendidus (mandarinfish), 3768 nucleotides. It is a transcript of the gene ptpn11a, whose product is annotated as protein tyrosine phosphatase non-receptor type 11a. Gene Ontology annotation, molecular function: protein tyrosine phosphatase activity. The coding region runs from base 458 to 2266 and encodes 602 amino acids. The transcript is spliced from 16 exons. The record is from RefSeq and is a predicted model, not a curated record. Gene Ontology annotation, biological process: protein dephosphorylation. Lineage: Eukaryota; Metazoa; Chordata; Actinopteri; Syngnathiformes; Callionymidae.
UCCUCCCACUUUCACCCUGUCACGUUCACGCUGUCACCGAGGCGGACAGUACACAGCUCCUUGUGGAUGAAGCGACCUGAAAGUGUUGUUUGGACGGACUUCUUCUGCUUUGCCUACCAGGACUCGAACCCUCGUCAGUCACGUCACCUGGCUCUGAGCCUGUCUGUCGCGCGCCCGCCCCCCGUGGCAGCGGCCUGUCCUGUCUCCCUCCGCACUCGCCACAAUCCGAGGUUCUGCUCGUGGUUCGGACCGUCACUUCCUCGCUGGGAUGUGAAAUCUGCGGACUCCUGCGCGUCGCAUGUUCGCUGACGUCCAGAGUCGGACUGGCCGAGGCCUACCGACCCUUCGUAGCCCGCGGAUGCACAUAGUUUUGGUGUCGAACCCAUGAGACUCGGAACCUGGUGACCACAGCGGGAACGUUAGCCAGUUGGAAGCUAAGUGCUAACGGCCGGAGAAAAUGACGUCCCGGAGGUGGUUCCACCCCAACAUCACGGGUGUGGAGGCAGAGAACCUCCUGCUGACCCGCGGAGUGGACGGCAGCUUUCUGGCCCGACCCAGCAAGAGCAACCCGGGAGACUUCACGCUGUCAGUGCGGAGGAACGGGGCUGUGACCCAUAUCAAAAUCCAGAACACUGGAGACUACUAUGACCUGUAUGGCGGGGAGAAGUUUGCCACGCUGGCUGAGCUGGUCCAGUACUACAUGGAGCAUCAUGGGCAGCUGAAGGAGAAGAACGGCGAUGUCAUCGAGCUCAAGUACCCACUCAACUGUGCCGAUCCGACUUCUGAGAGGUGGUUUCAUGGUCACCUGUCGGGCCGUGAGGCAGAGAAGCUGCUGACUGAAAAAGGGAAGAACGGCAGCUUCCUCGUGCGAGAGAGUCAAAGUCAUCCGGGCGACUUUGUCCUAUCAGUCCGGACCGGAGACGACAAGACCGAUGCUAGUGACAGCAAACCCAAAGUUACACACGUGAUGAUCCGCUGCCAGUCGGAUCAAAAGUAUGAUGUCGGUGGAGGGGAAAAGUUCGACUCGCUGACGGACCUGGUGGAGCACUACAAGAAGAACCCGAUGGUGGAGACGUUGGGCACGGUUCUGCAGCUCAAACAGCCCCUCAACACUACACGCAUCAAUGCCGCAGAGAUUGAGAGUCGCGUUCGGGAGCUGAGCAAGCUUGCUGAAGCCACUGACAAAGUCAAGCAAGGGUUCUGGGAGGAGUUUGAGACGCUGCAGCAGCAGGAGUGUAAACUCCUCUACAGCCGCAAGGAAGGUCAGCGGGCUGAGAACAAGAACAAGAAUCGCUACAAGAACAUUCUGCCCUUCGACCACUCACGUGUGGUGCUGAAUGAUGGCGACCCAAAUGAACCCGGGUCCGACUACAUCAACGCCAAUAUCAUCAUGGUAGUAUCUGCCAUCAUGCCGGAGCUGGACCAGAAGUCGAGCAGCACCAGGGUGAAGAAGUCAUACAUAGCCACUCAAGGUUGUCUGCAGAACACCAUCAGUGACUUCUGGAGAAUGGUCUUCCAGGAGAACUCUCGAGUCAUCGUCAUGACCACCAAGGAGGUGGAGCGAGGGAAGAGUAAAUGUGUCAAGUAUUGGCCUGAUAUGUCCGCGCUGAAAGAGUAUGGAGCCAUGAGGGUCCGAAACGUCAAGGAGACAGCGGCCCACGACUACAUCCUGAGAGAACUCAAGCUGUCCAAAGUGGGUCAGGGGAACACAGAGCGGACCGUGUGGCAGUACCACUUCAGGGCCUGGCCCGACCAUGGCGUUCCCACUGACCCGGGUGGUGUCCUGGACUUCCUGGAGGAGGUCAACCUGAAGCAAGAGAGCAUCCUAGAUGCCGGCCCCAUUGCUGUUCACUGCAGCGCCGGCAUCGGCAGGACGGGAACGUUCAUCGUGAUCGACAUCCUGAUUGAUGUCAUCAGAGAGAAAGGUGUGGACUGUGACAUCGAUGUACCCAAGACCAUCCAGAUGGUCCGGUCCCAGAGGUCUGGCAUGGUCCAGACCGAGGCCCAGUACAGGUUUAUCUACAUGGCGGUCCAGCACUACAUUGAAACUCUACAGCGCCGUAUCAUGGAGGAGCAGAAGAGCAAAAUCAAAGGUCGGGAGUACACCAACAUCAAGUACUCUCUGUUGGACCUGACUGGAGGAGAACAAAGUCCACUGCCGCCGUGCACGCCACUGCCCACGCCCACGUGCAACGACAUGAGGGAGGAGUCCUCCAGGGUGUACGAGAACGUCGGUCUGAUGCAGCAGCAGAAGAGCUUCAGAUGAGAUUGACCUUCCACCUCCUCGUUCCAGAACCAAGACACCCAGACUCGGCCACACAAGCGGAUCAACAAGUUUCUUGAGGAGCCUCCUGAUUUUCCUUUUCCUCUGUGCUUCUCCUGCUCUUCAUUGCUCCUCCUACUCCUACCCCAACUGCCUGCACUUCCUGGAGUCCCUCAUCACCUUCUGCGCCUCUUCCUCUGACAGGGCGGACCUUCACCUCCCACCACUAGGCACCUCCUACCCCUGACUCGAGCUGCUGGGCCAAAUCUGAACCACUGUGACUGUCAGGCCAGAAGUAGUACCGACAGUGACCAGCAGGUGGCGAGCAGCUCCCUGACACUUGCGAUCCUUCUUCGAGUGAACUGAAGACAAGUUUUGGACGUCGACAGAGACGUUGGAAGCCUGAUGAAGUGUUGGACCGAAACCGCAUUUUUGUGGACAAAACUGUUGAAUUAGUUUUUAACGUUUUUUUUUUUUUUUUUUCAUUUUGGCACCAGAACGGCCUUGACGUGCAACGUUUGUUCAUGUCCUCCGAGACGCUGCUGCCGCCUUCGUAAAGCAUCACCUCCUGUCCCGCCUAAUAUUCAGCUGCCAAAUCUUUCAUUCUGUUUUGGUAAAAGUUGCCUUUAUUCCAGGGAGUCACCACAUUACUGCCUCACGAAUGUUUGUACGAUGCGAAAUGCCACUCGUCAUGUCCACCAUCAGAAGAAACUUUUUAAACUACCAUUACUGAUUAGUUGUUUGCACGACCAAGAACUCGUCUGUUCGUGUCCCCAUGUUCUGGUGGAAAAUCUGUCCAAACAAAUCUCCAGUUUCUUUGUCUAAAGCUAGCACUGCGUCUGCACAAACGGUUGAUGUAUGUCAAUCCAACGGAGAAACUGGACGAACUGCGAGAACUUGGCAACCUCACUUCUGUUUAACACUGUCCUCAUUGGCAUGAACCACAUGUAAUGUGUUAACGCUGCCCAGAAACGCUCCCGUGGCCUUCUAUGUUGAAAAGCUUACUUUUUGCCAAAUGGCUGGUGACGAUGAAGCCUUGCCUGAGCAGUACUAACUACAGCGCUGUUUUUGUUACUCGCUGUAAAAGGAUUGUUACUGGACGGAGCUUCCCAGCGCCUUCACAUCUGGUUCCCAUGGUGGACUGUCAGUUGGGUGUGUUGCGGAGGAUUCUUUGGUCGGAUGGCUGCAUAACUCUUUUUUUUUUUUUCUUUUCUUUUUACUCCAAUGCAUUCCCUGGGACACAAGAGGCCAUACCCCCUGUGCUGUGCUCAUGCGAUCACGCCACCAGACGCGCCAAUGUGAAUUCUUGUCUCCCGAACGAACAAACUAUUUUGCUUACAGAACACGUGGUCGGAGGAUGUACCUGAACAUAUCUGCCAGUAAAGCUUUCUGACCGCUUUGUGUCGGCACCGCAGACUGGAAACCCUCAAGAAGCUUCCGAGCUUCAUCGUACGCCGCAGUUAGCCUUUCUCCUCAGCGACAAAUAAACGCAGCUCCUGCUUCAA